Diospyros lotus (date-plum) is the source of this 957-nucleotide messenger RNA. Its product is annotated as heavy metal-associated isoprenylated plant protein 39-like. The record is from RefSeq and is a predicted model, not a curated record. Gene Ontology annotation, molecular function: metal ion binding. Bases 186 to 707 code for a protein of 173 amino acids. The transcript has 4 exons. NCBI's taxonomy places the organism in Eukaryota, Viridiplantae, Streptophyta, Magnoliopsida, Ericales, Ebenaceae.
UUUGAAUCGUGCACUCACUCUCUCUCUCUCUCUCUCUCUGGCUGUGCACUUUCUCUCUCCACACUUUUUUCCUUUUACAUUUCUUGGAUCUUUAGGAUUCCUGUAGUUGUUGCAGUUCCAUUCCCAAUCCCAAACCUCUCCAUCGUUUUCAACAAAUCGCAUCCCUUAAGAAUCCCAGGAGGAAAAUGAAGAAGUUCGUCUUGAAAUUGGAUUUACAUGAUGACAAGGACAAGAGGAAGGCCCUGAAGACAGUCUCUAGUCUUGGAGGAAUCGAUUCUAUCUCCAUUGACAUGAAAGGCAAAAUGCUGACAGUGAUUGGAACAGUGGACCCUGUUAGUGUUGCGAGCAAAUUGCGCAAAUUUUGGCCUACUGAUAUCGUUGUGGUAGGACCAGCUAAGGAACCCGAGAAGAAAGAGGAGAAGAAAGAGGAGGGGAAGAAGGAAGAACCCAAGAAAGAGGAGGCUAAGAAAGAGGAGCCCAAGAAGGAGGAGGCUAAGAAGGAGGAGGCAAAGAAGGAGGAGCCAAAAAAGGAAGAGGCCAAGAAGGAAGAAGAGAAGAAGAAGGAACCAGAACCAAUGAUGGGAAUCAUGCCUUACAGGCCUUACUAUCCUCCCAUGCAAUACAGGCCAUACUAUCCUCCGCCAAGCACAUACUACUAUGUCAACCAGGGCGUGGAAGAGAAUCCAAGUGCGUGCACCAUCUUCUAAUGCGGUAAGAUAUCAUAUCCUGGACGUUCUGUUAGUUGUUGCUGUUGAUGCAAAUGCGAGGACAUAUCCAAGAACAGAGAAGAUGCUGUAUAUAGUUGGUGGUGUGUAGAGACAAGUAAUAAGUUUUGGUAAAUAUUGUCAAUGCUUAGCUUGGUGACAAUGUUAUUAUUAUAAAUCGAUGCCCUAUAGUUCUCUUCAGAACCAGACAAUAUAUGGAGAUAAAUAAAGAAGCUUUGGUAAUUAUUCUCAA